UAGUAAACUCAAACUGAUACAUACAUUUUUGAACAUCUUCUAAAGUUUUUAAUGAACCCUUGUUGACAUAAAUUAAAGUGAUAAUAAUAUAGUCUCUAGAUUCAUUUAGUAAACAAGUUAAUUUAAUAACAGAUUGUUUUAUUUUUUGUGUGUGUUUUAAAAUUUGUGAAAUAAACAAAUAGAAAUUGAUUCGAAGUGUGUUUGUAAUACUUUUGUCCAAUUUAUGGUUCAUUUAUUAAUUUUUAAUAUAUUUUACAAAAUGCAUAAACUAAAUGGUACGAUAUCCAUGUUAAUAUGUCUACUAUGGAUUGUAACGAAUUCAGCGCUACCACAAAAUGGAACAUUAUUUAAAUUACCGAUAAUUCAUUUGAACGAUUUUCAUGCACGAUUUGAAGAAACUACACCACAGUCGACAACAUGCAAACCGGGGAUGUUAAAUUGUAUUGGUGGUUUUUCUCGAUUGUAUACUGCUGUUACAAAAUUACAAACCGAUAAUCCAAAUGCAAUAUUUUUAAAUGCUGGUGAUAAUUUUCAAGGAACUAUGUGGUAUAAUGUCCAUAAAUGGAAUGCAACCCAAUAUUUCUUUAAUUUAUUACCAACAGAUGCCUAUACUAUUGGUAACCAUGAGUUUGAUGAUGGAAUAGAUGGUUUGGUACCAUUUAUUAAAUCUAUCAAAGCUCCUGUUGUACUAGCAAAUGUUGAUGAUAGUCGUGAACCCGCAAUCCAAGGACUUUAUGAAAAAAGUACGAUUAUAACACGUGAAAACAAAAAAAUUGGAAUUAUUGGCGUUAUUAUUCAAGAAGUAAAUCUUAUAUCAAACACAGAAAAGUUAAUAUUCUUAGACGAAGCUGAAUCAGUAAAAGCUGAAGCUGAAAAAUUAAAAACCGUUGAUAAAUGUGAUAUAAUUAUUGUUUUAUCUCAUUGUGGAUUAGAUAUUGACAAAGAAAUUGCUGCUAAUGCUGGUCCUUAUAUAGAUGUAAUUGUUGGAGGCCACUCGCAUACAUUUUUGUACCAUGGAUCUGAUUUACCUGGUCCCGAUAUCCCUGUCGAUGAUUAUCCAGUAACUGUUACACAAGAUAAUGGCCACCAAGUUUUAAUUGUACAAGCAUCGUGUUACACCAAAUAUCUUGGAUUUAUUACAGUGUAUUUUGAUGUUGAAAACAAAUUACAUCAUUGGGAAGGUAAUCCUAUCUACUUAGAUCAAAAAAUUGCACAAAAUCAAUACGUGAAUGAAUUAAUGGUACCAUGGAAGGAAGUUGUCGAUCAAGUUGGAAAACAAGUACUUGGUGAAACAAAAGUACUUUUAAAGCAAACAGAUUGUUCGUUUGGUGAUUGCAAUAUUGGAAACUUCAUUGCUGAAGCAAUGGUUGAUGCUUGGGUUGAUAAAGCUGAGGAAGAUGAAUGGACUUAUGCCCCAAUAGCUAUUUUAAAUACAGGCGGUAUUCGAACUGGAAUAGAAAAAGGAAAUAUAACUUAUGCAGAUCUGUUAGUUGCACAACCAUUCGAAAAUUUCAUUGAUGCCAUAGAAUUACGAGGUGACCAUUUAUUAGAAGUUUUCGAAUAUUCAGCCGCAACAAUUUGGAAAACUGGAUCUGUAUAUGGAUUUAGCAAAAUGUUGCAAACAAGUGGAAUUCAUAUUACUUUCAAUGCAACUUUACCAGUUGGAUCACGAGUUCAAGACUUAAAAUUGCGUUGUGGUAAAUGCGAAGUACCAAAAUAUGAGCCUCUUGAUAAAACGAAAUAUUAUCGUAUAGCGAUAGUGAAUUAUUUAAUACAAGGUGGUGAUGGCUUUUCCAUGAUUCCAGACAAUAUGAGAAAUCAUGUACAUGGCAGUCGUGACAUUGAUGUUCUGACCAAAUAUAUUAAAAAGCGAUCACCAAUUAUUCAAGAUCAAGAUGAUCGAAUGAUAUUAGUAAUACUGCAUUUACAAUGGACUAGUGAAACUGCGAAAGGAAGUGUUUAGUGCGAAUGUAAGUAGUAAUAAGACAUUGUAAACCAGCUCGUUACUAAACACUUAUACUAAAGGUAUUUCUAUUGAAAUGAGACUAUAAGUAGUUACUCGCAUGAAAAAUUCUAGAGAGGUAGUUUUCAACGACAUACAACUUUAAAAAUAUUUUAGUACAAUUGGCCUUCUCUGUUAGCUGCUAUAAAUUUCCAAUGCUGUCACAUAAAGGUUUGGAAUCCAUACUAUUUAGAACAGGUAUGGGCGAGUUAUUUUAAGUCGAAGUCACCAUUGUUAUAACUUUAUUGUGUGCCUUAAACUUUAUUGUGUGUUUCUUUAUCCAAGACCGCAUUGAUCAUAGAAGAGGAAGCGAAACAGGUAUACGACUCUUCUACCUAUCUCAGUUUUUCUUAUAGUAAUGAGAAAAAUAGGAAAAAAAUGUUGUCUCCUUGUCUUACUCGUAUUUUUGGUUUUC
Molecule: messenger RNA, 2417 nt
Organism: Chrysoperla carnea
Lineage: Eukaryota; Metazoa; Arthropoda; Insecta; Neuroptera; Chrysopidae
Product: apyrase
Exons: 9
Coding region: 224-1963 (579 amino acids)
Biological process (GO): AMP catabolic process
Cellular component (GO): plasma membrane
Molecular function (GO): 5'-nucleotidase activity
Source: RefSeq, a predicted model, not a curated record